AGAAUUUCAUCUCGCUGUGGAGAACGAUUAACGUUCGCUCGGACCGUCCUGCGCCUCCAUUACGCUCCGAUUAGAUUUAGAUAAAGAAAGCUCAAUUACAGACGCGUAAAACAUUUCAUAUUCAGUCAGAUGCAUCCUUCGUAACAUUUUCUCAACAUAACCUUCAAGCCUUCGACCCUUCAUUCCCUAAAAGCUUCAAGCGUGAGAUUAUCUUUGGUUAGGCAAUAACACGACUUUUCUAUCACGGCUCUUUCACGGUUGAUAGAACGCGCGGAAGAAUGCCGGCGCCAAAUUCCAUCAGCGUAGCCGUAAUAUGUUCCAGUAACAUGAACAGGAGCAUGGAGGCGCACGCUUUUCUGAGCAAAAAGGGAUUUAAUGUAAAAUCAUUUGGAACUGGCGACAAGGUCAAACUACCCGGUACCGCCCCAGAUCGCCCUAACAUCUAUGACUUUGGAACUUCAUACGAUGAGAUUUACAAUGAUCUAUUAAUGAAAGACAAGCAAUAUUAUACACAGAAUGGUUUAUUGCAUAUGUUGGAUCGGAACCGUCGGAUAAAACCCAAGCCGGAACGUUUUCAAUUGUCCAAGGAUAAGUUCGAUAUUCUAAUUACGUGCGAGGAACGUGUGUACGAUCAAGUGAUCGAAUGCAUGGAAUCUAGACCUAAAGAAGAUAAUCAACCUGUGCAUUUGAUCAAUAUUGAUAUUCAGGAUAAUCAUGAAGAGGCCACAGUAGGAUCGUUUCUUAUAUGCGAACUAGUGACAGUGUUGGCGAAUAGCGAAGACUUAGACAAUGAUAUAGAUGAACUACUCCAUGAAUUUGAAUCCAAGUUUGCAAGAACAAUAUUGCACACUGUGUUAUUUUACUGAAAAUCUGUUGUCGACACAGAAAUCAUCAGGAAUCUGGUGUUCAUCAAACUUGAAAUUUAUUUAUGACGGAGGUUAAAUUAUGUAUAAAUUUAGUGCACAUAUAUGCGUGUAUAUAUAUAUAUGUAUAUGUAUAUAUAUGUAUGCAUGUAUGUAUGUAUAUAUGUAUGUAUAUUCAUCCACCGAAUCGUGUGGACUGAAUCUUGACUCGAACGGAGAAAUCCGCUUGUGCUUCCUACUUGACGAUUAUUCCCAUGGAAUCUAACUACCACGGUCCACUGUUGAAGUUAAUAUUCUAAUUGAUUAUGAGAUUUACAUCCCAUUAUGAUUAAACGGAUCUAUAAAAUGGUAUCGAUCUUUAGCCGUAAAACUGAGAUAUUGGGAAUAAAAGAUAAAUGCAGAGGGUAUAAAAUAUAAAAUACCAUAUUUUAGCAUA
Messenger RNA from Temnothorax curvispinosus, 1299 nucleotides. It is a transcript of the gene Ssu72, whose product is annotated as RNA polymerase II subunit A C-terminal domain phosphatase SSU72. The coding region runs from base 279 to 866 and encodes 195 amino acids. The transcript has 4 exons. Gene Ontology annotation, molecular function: RNA polymerase II CTD heptapeptide repeat phosphatase activity. Gene Ontology annotation, cellular component: mRNA cleavage and polyadenylation specificity factor complex; nucleus. The record is from RefSeq and is a predicted model, not a curated record. Lineage: Eukaryota; Metazoa; Arthropoda; Insecta; Hymenoptera; Formicidae. Gene Ontology annotation, biological process: termination of RNA polymerase II transcription.